Messenger RNA from Nicotiana attenuata, 1983 nucleotides. Its product is annotated as suppressor of mec-8 and unc-52 protein homolog 2. Lineage: Eukaryota; Viridiplantae; Streptophyta; Magnoliopsida; Solanales; Solanaceae. Bases 88 to 1761 code for a protein of 557 amino acids. Gene Ontology annotation, biological process: mRNA splicing, via spliceosome. Gene Ontology annotation, cellular component: nucleus. The record is from RefSeq and is a predicted model, not a curated record. The transcript is spliced from 11 exons.
CUUUACCAAUCUAUAAGCUCUAUAGUCAUCGUCUUCCUCCUCGCUCUUCGCCCUAAUCUGCAAUUUGGGGAAUAAGCUUUCAAAACCAUGUCUUCCUCCAAACGAAAUCACAAGGAAAAGAUAAUUCGUCACAAGAAAGAAGAGAAGGCGGAAGAACCGGAACUACCAAAGUACAGAGACAGAGCUAAAGAAAGGAGAGAAGAUCAAAAUCCGGAUUAUGAACUCACUGAAUUGGGCGCUUUUCAUGCUGUCGCUCCUCCUGGCAAUGUUGAUCUUCUGUCUGCUGAUGCUCAAAAAUUAUCUAUUGAGAAGAGCAAGUAUCUUGGAGGUGAUGUGGAACACACACAUUUGGUUAAAGGGUUAGAUUAUGCUUUACUUCACAAAGUGAGAAGUGAAAUAGAUAAGAAGCCAGAUGCUGGAGAUGAUUAUGAAGGAAAACCUAGAGCAUCAAAGGAAGAUCAGCAAAUGUCAUUCCGUACUGCAACUGCCAAGUCAGUAUACCAAUGGAUGAUCAAGCCUCAGACUGUUAUAAAGACCAAUGAAAUGUUUCUUCCUGGACGGAUGUCUUUUAUUUUUAAUAUGGAAGGUGGAUACAACACUGAUAUUCCAACCACUUUACACAGGAGCAAAGCUGACUGUCCAGUCCCUGAGGAAAUGGUUACAGUUAGUGUUGAUGGUUCUGUUCUAGACCGAAUAGCUAAAAUCAUGUCCUAUCUCCGUCUUGGAUCAUCAGGAAAAGUUCUCAAGAAGAAGAAGAAGGAAAAAGAUGGCAAAGGGAAGACUGUUAUAUCCAAUGGUUACGACGAAGUAUCGAAGUCUGAUGCAUCAAAGAGCCAAAAUGAUACAGAAACUGUGCCUCAAUCUGCACCGCUUCCUAAAAAGAACCAUUUAGAAAGAAAAGAGAAUCAGGGACCUGCUGUAGCUAGAGUUGAAGAAGAAGAUAUCUUCGUAGGGGAAGGUGUUGACUACUCUAUUCCUGCUGGAGAUAUGGGUCAAAGCCCUGUAUCAGAGGAUAUGGAAGAAUCUCCUCGAAACAAAGAGAGGACCUCAUAUUUCAGUGAACCUGCCUAUGGCCCAAUCCCGCCAUCUGAGCCUUCUCAUGAUUGGCAACAGGCGAAUGGAUAUGAUGCAAUGCAAGCACAAGCGCUAGCUGGUGUUUACCAACCAGAAUGGCAAGAUUAUCAGUAUUCUGAGCAGCUUGCUUACCCCGAGCAAUAUCUCCAGCAGAAUUAUGAUAUGCAAGCUGAUGCUGGCGUUCUACAGGAUCCACGAUUUAUGAGUCAAGAAGAAAAGGAUAGAGGGCUAGGUUCAGUAUUCAAGAGGGAUGAUCAAAGGCUUCAACAGCUGAGAGAGAGAGAUGCCAGAGAGAAGGAUCCUAAUUUCAUUUCUGAAAGCUAUUCUGAGUGCUAUCCUGGUUACCAAGAGUACAAUCGUGAGAUUGUUGACAGUGAUGAUGAAGCUGAUUUGUCAAAAAUGGACAUGGGUGGACGUGCAAAGGGUCGGCUUCACCGAUGGGACUUUGAGACAGAGGAGGAGUGGGCAACGUACAAUGAGCAGAAGGAAGCAAUGCCAAAAGCUGCAUUCCAGUUUGGAGUAAAAAUGCAGGAUGGUAGGAAGACCAGGAAACAAAACAAAGAGCAGAAACUUACCAAUGAGCUGCAUAAGAUAAACAAAAUACUCACCAGAAAGAAGACGGAGAAGGAGAAAGGCGAAAUGCUCGAGGACGGUGAAAUACAACCUGGAAAGAAGCUGCGUGUAUAAACAGAGGAAACGUAUGAUUUUUUCUGUCUUUGACUUUUAGAUCUUCUUCCUUACUUGGUGUUCAGAAUUUCUCGAAUUAGUGUUCAGAAUAUCUCGAAUUUGAAACGAUCUCUCGCCCUCAGAUAAAAGCUGGUCUUAGUUUCAUGAUGACCUUAAUGUACCUGUGAUACAAUGAUACCUGUAAUCCUAAGCUUCUUUUUAUUUUAAUUAUUUAGUAUUCGA